Scedosporium apiospermum is the source of this 300-nucleotide messenger RNA. RefSeq lists its product as uncharacterized. NCBI's taxonomy places the organism in Eukaryota, Fungi, Ascomycota, Sordariomycetes, Microascales, Microascaceae. The coding region runs from base 1 to 300 and encodes 99 amino acids. The transcript has 2 exons. The record is from RefSeq and is a predicted model, not a curated record.
AUGAAAGCUGUCGCAUCCAAGGUCUCGGAAAAGAACGACACGCUACUUCUUCCCGCCGUCGACCUGGAGGACAGCGGACCGUAUGAGAUUGCUGAGCCUCGUGUAAUAACCGCUCUUGAAACCUAUACGCCGUCCUGGCUACAAACCCCGCGACUCAAGCGCUUAGCUGAAAUCGUCUCAGCCCAAGCGUUAGCCCAGCAGGAACGCCUCGAGUAUGGGGACGAGGAUGGUGACUACGGAGAACAGGAUGCCGAAGCCAUGUCUACGGUGGAUGAGGGGGAGAUGGUCACGACGCAGUGA